This is a messenger RNA of Pogona vitticeps (central bearded dragon), 5650 nucleotides long. It is a transcript of the gene NLK, whose product is annotated as nemo like kinase. Lineage: Eukaryota; Metazoa; Chordata; Lepidosauria; Squamata; Agamidae. Gene Ontology annotation, molecular function: ATP binding; MAP kinase activity. Gene Ontology annotation, biological process: protein phosphorylation. The record is from RefSeq and is a predicted model, not a curated record.
UCCAUCAUCCCACCCCUAGUGGCCUGGCUUAGCGCCGGGUCAGGCUGUCAAGAGCCCGGAAGGAAGGAGAGAAAGAGGGGGAGAGGUCGUCAAGGGGCGCCCCCGGGCACCGUAGACCCACCCAGGAAGGUCAGGGAGGGAGGGGGGGACAGAGAGCGAGCAAGACCCCUUGAGAAAGAGCUUCCCCAGGGUGGCAGAUCCGGCUGCUUUAGGGUUGUGGAGACCUCCUGGCUGACUCCUCUCUGGCCUUCCUCUAUUACUCCCCCCCCCAACACAUAAAAUCCACUUUUUUUUUGCAAGUCCACCACAUUCCCUCUCCCAUUUUACUCCCAUCGCUUUCGCACAUUCCUCUUGCUCUCCUUUCGCCUGAUACAUUCCCAGCAGCAGCUACUUGCCCUUGCUAAGGUUUUGGGGUUUGUUUGUUUUUUGGCCACUCCCCCCCAAUCACCCCAUUCCUCCUUCCUUCCCAUUUCUCAUUUCUUAACUUUUUGCCUUGGACUGGUUGUCUGAAUCUUCUAAUUGUCUAGUGCGACUUUUACCUUCACUUCCUGUUUUUUUUUCAUUUAACACCUUGCUUUCUGGACACCUGUAUUUUUCAUAUUGUUAUUCAUUCUUCUCUUUUCUUCCCCUCUCAGGUAUUACAUCAUCCCUCACCUCAUCCCUGUAAUUUUUCAAUUUUAAAGGGAGCCUCUUUCCUCCAUAUUUAUUAUUCUCUUUGCAGUUUUGGACCUGUUUUUGCAUAUACUCCCACAAAGCUUUAGUCCACCUUGAAGAACUUUUUGCCCCAUCCCUGAACACUUUCAGCAUCAUUAUUUAGUCCUCUUUCCAUAUUUAGCCUUUAUUUUUCCUGGCUUCUGAAGUCUAUUACAGCUUUUCUCUAAAGAAAGCCUAUCAGGGUUGAUUUGCCCUCCUCCUCUUACAUUUUAAUAUUUCCAUCUGUAAAAUUUCACAGUGGGUUUUUUUUCUUCCAUAUUCUCAAUCUUUCCUGCUUCCAGUUCUCCUUAUCCACUUUGCAUCAUUCCCCAGCUUUCAUCCUUUAAAAAUAAAAACGCCUUUUUUUGCCUUUUGUGACAUUAAACUCUUAUCUCUUUCAUGCUGCUUGAUCACCUUUUUAUUCUUCCUUAUAUAAAAGUCUCAUUUCUUACAGUUCUCUUUUCUCUAUGUUUUUUCUUUCAUCCUGAUUUUUUCUCAAAUGUUUGAUUUCCUAAGUUUUCCAUUUACCAUUUGAUUGCUUCUCCUGCAGAUUCCUUAUUUGCCUACGUCAUUCUUUUAGUUACACUGCCCUAAUUUUUGCUUGAUUUUCUUGUUCUUCUCUUUUCACAAUUCUUAGUUAUUUUCUCCACCACCAGGUUCUCUCAUCUUACAUCCUCUCUCCUUAGGUUUUUUAGUUUUGUAUUUCUAAAAAUUCUUGCAACCUCUUUAUUCCUCAUCCUUGACAGUUUCCACUGUCUUACUUCUCACUUCCUACACAUCUUUUUAAAAAGUCUCUUCUGUCAGUUUUAUUUGUUCUCCUUUAAUUCUUCCUUCCUGCUCCAUUUUAGUUCUGGAUCACUUCAAUCAUUCACUUUCUUCUCCUUUCACCCUUCUCAUUAAUUUUCUGACAUCUCAUUCCCCACUUAACGUUCCUUGAUUUAUCUAGCUACUUUCCAUGUCCUUCCAGUGAAAGUUGUUUGUAUCCAUUCAGAUUUAAUAUUAAAGGUGGAUGGAUGUACACACAGAACAGAGUGAAGUAAAGUUGUAGAAGGAUUUGUGGGAGCUUCCUGCACAUACUGAAAGAAAACGAUGUGGGAAUGGAAGGGGUGGACUUGUCAGUACUCCUAACAUUUUCUAGGGGGGUAAAGUCACAUUCUUUUUCUGGGGGGGAGGGGGAUUAACUUAAAUUUCAAGACUGGCGCAGAAGAGGCAGAAGAAGGAUGGCAUUCUAGUAUCAACUGCACCAGCCAUCUUGGGGGGAAGGGGGUUUCUUGCAUGCUCACACGCACCCAAAAAACCUCCAUUUUUUCCGACUCAAUGAAGAUGUAAAAGACCUGUUGAGCUCCAUGGUUUUGAAGGUGGGCAGCUUGCUUGUGAAAGUAUAGAAAACUUCAUUUCUGUGGCCAAAUGACAGCUUGACCCAGUGGUUAUCCAACGAGAGGGCAUCAUCUUGAAUGUCUCUUUGUGGUGCCACAGCCAGCGCAAAAAUGAUGGCCGCUUAUAAUGGCGGUACAUCUGCGGCCGCAGCAAGUCACCACCACCAUCACCACCACCUUCCCCACCUUCCCCCUCCCCACCUCCAUCACCACCACCACCCUCAGCACCACUUGCACCCAGGCUCAGCAGCCGCCGUACAUCCUGUACAGCAACAUGCUUCUUCAGCCGCCGCGGCCGCUGCAGCCGCAGCCGCCGCAGCCAUGUUAAACCCAGGGCAGCAGCAGCCAUAUUUCCCAUCACCGGCACCAGGCCAAGCCCCAGGACCCGCGGCAGCAGCCCCAGCUCAGGUACAAGCUGCAGCAGCGGCUGCAGUCAAAGCGCACCACCAUCAGCACACGCAUCACCCACAACAGCAACUGGAUAUUGAGCCAGACAGGCCUAUUGGAUAUGGAGCCUUCGGUGUUGUCUGGUCAGUAACAGAUCCGCGAGAUGGAAAGAGAGUUGCACUCAAAAAGAUGCCCAACGUCUUCCAAAACCUAGUCUCUUGCAAAAGGGUCUUCCGUGAAUUGAAGAUGUUGUGUUUUUUUAAGCAUGACAAUGUGCUCUCCGCUCUUGACAUACUUCAGCCACCACACAUUGACUACUUUGAAGAAAUAUACGUUGUCACAGAACUGAUGCAGAGUGACCUCCAUAAGAUUAUUGUCUCUCCUCAGCCGCUCAGCUCAGAUCAUGUCAAGGUUUUUCUUUACCAGAUUUUAAGAGGUCUGAAAUACCUACAUUCAGCUGGUAUUUUGCAUCGAGACAUUAAACCGGGGAACCUGCUCGUGAACAGCAACUGUGUUCUUAAGAUCUGUGAUUUCGGCCUGGCCAGAGUUGAAGAGUUAGAUGAAUCUCGUCACAUGACUCAGGAAGUUGUCACUCAGUAUUACCGAGCUCCCGAAAUCUUAAUGGGCAGCCGGCAUUACAGUAACGCAAUCGACCUCUGGUCCGUGGGCUGCAUCUUUGCCGAACUGCUAGGGAGAAGAAUAUUGUUCCAAGCGCAGAGUCCCAUCCAGCAGCUGGAUUUGAUCACAGAUCUUUUGGGAACACCGUCCCUGGAAGCCAUGAGGACGGCUUGUGAAGGCGCCAAGGCACAUAUACUCAGGGGUCCUCAUAAACAGCCAUCCCUUCCUGUCCUGUACACACUAUCCAGUCAAGCUACACACGAAGCCGUUCAUCUCCUUUGUAGGAUGUUGGUCUUUGAUCCAUCCAAAAGAAUAUCCGCUAAGGAUGCCUUAGCUCAUCCAUAUCUUGAUGAAGGGCGCUUGCGAUAUCACACCUGCAUGUGUAAAUGUUGCUUUUCCACUUCUACGGGACGGGUUUACACCAAUGAUUUUGAACCCAUCACAAAUCCCAAGUUUGACGAUACUUUUGAAAAGAACCUCAGUUCUGUCCGGCAGGUUAAAGAAAUAAUCCAUCAGUUCAUUUUGGAACAGCAGAAGGGAAACAGAGUUCCUCUGUGCAUCAACCCACAAUCUGCAGCUUUUAAGAGCUUCAUUAGUUCCACCGUCGCUCAGCCGUCCGAGAUGCCGCCGUCUCCACUGGUCUGGGAAUAAAACGUGGAAGAGAGAAACGUACUACUGAAGACUUAAUGUAGCUUUUCACUGGAUUCUGGGAUUUUCAAUUCUGGAGGUUUAAUCAUGCCUGUACUGUACUUUUACUAAUGACGUUUUAAAUUAACAACCACUAUCCUUGUAUUAUAUAUGACUAAGAGAUAGGGGGGGGAAGCGUGACCUAGGCUUUUAAAUCCUGUCGAGGGUGGGGUUGUGCUUUUAGAAGCAAAAUAUUUUAUCCAGAGUUGCACAUGGUCGGUUUGGGUCUGGGGGGGGGUGUUUUGUUUUUUUAAGUGAAUUGCAGUGCAGCUGUGAUCUUGCUUGAUUUUGGAAAAAAAGAUUGAACCAAAAUGGGUGGGAAAAGUCACUCCUUCCCUCCCUCCACUUUUUUUUUUUUUGAAAAAAAUUCCCCUUUGCUCUUCUUUUCCUUCACCUUAAAGCGAGAGUGUGUUAGAGGAUUAAAGGUAUUUUGAUCCUGAGCCAUUCCUGAAGAUUUGGAUAUUUAUUUAUUUUUAAUUAUAUCAAAAGAAGUUAGGGAAUACAAAACUCAGCUGUGACCAAUCAUGCAGCCCCCCCCACCUGAUGGCCGUGGCUACGUUUCAGUGGGCCACGUCACAGGAUAGCCACAACCUCUACAUAACUUCUUACUAGCGCUGUGGUGGUGAUUGUGUGAUGUUUUUUCCAAUCAGGUGUUGUGAGUAGAGAGAAUGAAUCGUGCCUAGGAAAGAUUAAAGUUUUUUUCUUUUCUUUUUUAACCCCCUGCCCCCGUAUAAAUAAAUAUAUAUAAAUAUAUAUAUUUAAUCUAUUUUUAUUAGAAGUUUUUCUGCUCUUUUCUUACAUAAACCACCACCACCCCCAGCAUGCAUCUGCAAACGUGUGUAAAUAAAUCCAUUUCUGGGCAAAGAUUUUGAAGAAUCUUCAUUGCUGUGUAUAUAUAGAGAAAGAGAGAGACAGAGAAUGGGAGAGUGAAAAAGUCGUCUGCACAUUUUUAGGUCUGUGAAACUUUGUGAUUUUUUUUUAAAAUCCUGCACUGGACAGUUGGGUGAAAAAGAAAUGAAAUGGGGGGGUGGAAAAGCACAUAGGGAAUUAUGUUAAUUGUAUAUGUGUCAUUAGGCAAAGCUGUGGAAGUCUUGAAAUGUCACAGUAGUAAAUAACUUUUCUUACUUUGGGGCUAAUUCCUUAUUUUUGUGUGUUGUUUUGUUCAAACACUGAAUUAUUCUGUGCAUAUGUAUAUAUAUAUAUGAACACAAACUAAAGGCCUCCUACCUCCUGGAGUAGACAACUUGGUUUGUUUACCUCCACAUGAUUUUUUUUUUAAGUCCAGUGUGGAGACUUGAAACUUGAAUGUCCCUUCCAACUUUUAUAUUUAAAAAAAAGGCAAGAAAAAUUGAAGACUGUUUUUUUUUUCACCUGUACAAAGGAAAAUAAUGAAUGGAUGGUCUUAAAUUUUGAACCUUGGUCUGGGAUAUUUAAAACAAAUGAGAGAAACCUUGUUGUUUGUCACGGACAAUUAACUGUUAAAGUUAUUGUAAGUUAUCUGUAUUUAGCAGAGUAUUUUCAAGAGGAGUGAUCUGAGCUGGAAUUGAAUACAGUUAUGUUUUUUGGAAGUUUUAACUUCAAUGAAGUCAUUAUUUUGAUGUGAAAGAGACAAAAACGUAGAAUUUCUCAAACAAAGAUGAGAAAAUAUCUUUGUUUUUUGUGUGGCUCCUGAGGAAAUUUGAAAAAAAGAAAAACCAACUCGAAGCAUUUCAAUUCACUUGAAUGAGAAGCACGAUUUUUAACUUAAAACGAGCCCGAGAAGACACUGGUAUGAAAGGUAAAAUCUCAGAGGUUGGUCUGUUAAAUGUGGCACAGUUGCGGGUCACUUUGUACAAUGUAGAUUUUGAAGUACAGUGGUGAAAACAUUAAAUGUGACAUUUGAAACAAAA